CAAAAUUUUGAUUUGUGUGCACAUCAUUACUGGGUACAUAUAAUGGCGAAGAACAUUGUUUUUGUUGAUGUAGCAAAAGCUGAUUAGUUUGUCAUCUCAUCCUUGUUAAUAAUCUUAGGUCAUAAUGUAAGAACUCAGUUGUUGUUUUUUUUUUUUGCUGAUAUCAAUGUUUUGGACUGAUCUCAUGUGUGUAACAAAUGCAUUUCUUCCUGGUCUUUAGUUAUUGUAUCAAUGUUUUGGACUGAUCUCUUUUCUCCGUUCAGAAUUGCCAAAGGGGACUGGUUUAGCCAGCAUUGCUACUAACCAGAUUAUAUUUCCAGACACAUCAACAAACAGGAAUGUGCAAAGGUAUGUUGAGAAACAAGCAUCUAACUAAAUCUCAAUUGAUGUUUUAUGCUGGAUUCUGUUGAUAAAAAAAGUUAGGUUGUAUUUUGUGUUUGUUUUCUUUAAGGCUGUGUAUAUGGAAUGACAACAACACAUAUGGUGUUUAAGGAAAAAAGAAAACAAAACAAGAUUUGGCUUUUGGCAGGAGUUACUUGGAAUAUAAGAUUAUGCUAAUUAUGGUUAUCAUUAUGUAGUCCUCCUAAUUUUUCUCACAUCCUCUCUCCUUCCUUAGGACAGAGAGAUUCGAAUCCAAGUUGUCUCUUCAUUUCUCUCUGUCUCUCAUUUUGUUCCCUUAUUAAAAACCAAGAACUCCUCUCUCCUCACUUUCUCUGAUUUUGAUAAAAAUCCGAAUCCAUCUUGAUCUUUUCUUUUCCUUGCAUAGGUUUUUUCCCUUCCUACCUCCCUCCGUGUGAUGGCUCGUCAUUCCCGGAGGGAGUCCUUCUCCGACACGGCGGCCUCUACAGUUUGUCCUGACACUGAUCUUCUCUGGCCAUUUGGGAAACUCGAUGGCCUUGAUAAGGACGAAAUACGUGAGACCGCGUAUGAGAUAUUUUUCGCGGCUUGUCGGUCAUCACCUGGAUUCGGAGGAAGAACUGCUCUCACGUUCUACUCAAAGCACAACGGUGGUGACAACGAAGGAGACGGGAUAGGAGGAGGAGGAGGGUCGCGUAAGGGUUCAGGGUUCGGGUCUUUAGGGAGGAAAGAGGUGGUGACAACACCAACAAGCCGAGUGAAACGUGCACUAGGGUUGAAAAUGCUAAAAAGAUCUCCGUCUAGGCGAAUGACGACAGCUUCGGGAGCCGCGUCUGCUCCUUCCUCCCCUGGUAAUGGAAGCAGCAUAGGAGGUGGCUCUUCGGGUCACAUUAGCCCCGGUUCUGGUUUCUUGACGGUCCCGCCUUCUCGGCCUAGACGACCUUUAACUUCUGCGGAGAUCAUGAGGCAACAAAUGAGAGUGACUGAGCAAGGUGACACUCGGCUUCGGAAAACCCUAACAAGGACGCUUGUUGGCCAAUCGGGUAAGCGAGCAGAGACGAUCAUCCUUCCGUUAGAGCUUCUCCGGCACGUGAAAACGUCUGAGUUCAGUGACGUACACGAGUAUCAGAUAUGGCAGAGACGUCAGCUUAAAGUCAUCGAAGCUGGUCUUCUCCUUCACCCAUCAAUCCCUCUCGAGAAAACCAACAACUUCGCAAUGCGUCUCCGAGAAGUCAUCCGCCAGAGCGAGACCAAACCCAUCGACACCGGCAAAACCUCAGAAACAAUGUCCACACUCUGUAACGUCGUCAUCUCCUUAGCCUGUCGCAACACCAACACCACAGCAAGCGAUGUAUGCCACUGGGCUGAUGGAUACCCUCUCAACAUUCAUCUCUAUGUAGCGCUUUUACAGUCCAUUUUCGACGUUCGUGAUGAGACGUUGGUUCUCGAUGAGAUCGAUGAGCUCUUGGAGCUGAUGAAGAAGACAUGGUCGAUGCUUGGAAUCACGCGGGCAAUGCAUAACUUGUGUUUCACUUGGGUUCUGUUUCAUCAGUACAUUGUGACCUCUCAGAUGGAGCCUGACUUGCUCGGUGCCUCGCAUGCAAUGUUGGCUGAAGUGGCUAAUGACGCUAAGAAGUCUGAUCGCGAGGCUCUCUACGUGAAGCUUUUGACGUCGACGUUGGCUUCUAUGCAAGGAUGGACCGAGAAAAGGCUGUUGAGCUACCAUGACUAUUUCCAACGAGGGAACGUUGGAUUGAUCGAGAAUCUUCUGCCGUUAGCUUUGUCUUCGUCUAGGAUUGUGGGAGAGGACGUGACGAUCUCUCAAGGAAGUAGUCAAGAGAAAGGUGAUGUGAAGCUGGUGGAUUCUUCAGGGGAGCGUGUUGAUUACUAUAUAAGAGCCUCUAUUAAAAACGCUUUCUCAAAGGUGACUGAGAGCAUGAAGGACAAAGUUUCAGCAACAGAGGAAGGAGAAGAAGCGGCGAAGAUGUUACUUCAGCUAGCUAAGGAGACAGAGGAUCUUGCUUUGCGUGAGCGAGAGUGUUUCAGCCCUAUACUUAAGAGAUGGUAUUCAGUUGCAGCUGGUGUAGCCUCGGUUUCAUUACACCAGUGUUACGGUUCGGUCUUGAUGCAGUACUUAGCUGGCCGGUCGAGUAUUACUAAAGAGACUGUGGAAGUUCUGCAAACAGCGGGGAAGCUGGAGAAGGUUCUUGUGCAGAUGGUGGCAGAAGAUUCAGAGGAAUGUGAAGAUGGAGGCAAAGGUCUAGUUAGAGAGAUGGUUCCUUACGAAGUUGAAUCGAUUAUAUUGCGGCUUUUAAAGCAGUGGAUUGACGAGAAGUUGAAAACAGUUCAAGAAUGCUUGAGUAGGGCAAAGGAAGCUGAAACAUGGAACCCUAAAUCAAAAUCAGAGCCAUAUGCUCAAUCUGCUGGUGAGUUGAUGAAGCUAGCUAACGACGCGAUUGCUGAGUUCUUUGAGGUCCCGAUUGGUAUUACAGAGGAUCUUGUUCAUGACCUGGCUGAAGGGCUAGAACAACUCUUCCAGGAAUACACUACCUUCGUUGCAUCUUGUGGUUCGAAACAGAGUUACAUUCCAACACUUCCUCCUCUCACAAGAUGCAACAGAGACUCAAAGUUCGUAAAGCUUUUGAAGAAAGCCACACCAUGCACUGCCUCCGGUGAAGAUCUCAACAGCCUAACCGGCGGCUCCCUAGGCAUCUCCGACGGCCACCACCCACGUCCCUCCACGAGCCGCGGCACCCAACGCCUCUACAUUCGUCUCAACACUCUACACUUCCUAAGCUCUCAGCUCCACUCCCUCAACAAAUCCCUCUCCCUAAACCCUAGCGUCCUCCCCGCCACGCGCAAACGCCACCGCGAACGCACAAACUCAUCCUCCUCCUCUUACUUCGACUCCACGCAAGCGGGGAUCGAAACCGCGUUCCACCACGUCUCCGAGGUGGCAGCUUACAGACUCAUCUUCCUCGACUCGUACUCGGUCUUCUACGAGAGACUCUACGUAGGAGACGUCGCCAACGCGAGGAUCAAGCCCGCGCUACGGAUCUUGAAACAGAACUUAACGCUGAUGACGGCGAUCCUCGCGGAUAGAGCGCAAGCGUUGGCGAUGAGAGAAGUCAUGAAGGCUUCGUUCGAAGCGGUUCUAACGAUUCUGCUAGCGGGAGGACACUCGCGAGUGUUCUACCGAGCGGAUCACGAGCUGAUCGAGGAAGACUUCGAGAGUUUGAAGAAGGUUUACUGCACGUGCGGGGAAGGGUUGAUCUCUGAAGAGGUGGUGGAUAGAGAGGCGGAGACGGUGGAAGGGGUUGUACAGUUGAUGAGUCAGCCAACGGAGCAGCUCGUGGAAGAUUUUAGCAUCGCGACGUGUGAAGCGAGCGGGAUGGGUUUGGUCGGGACGGGGCAGAGGCUUCCUAUGCCUCCGACGACUGGGAGAUGGAACAGGUCGGAUCCGAACACGAUCUUGAGAGUUCUUUGUUAUAGAGAUGAUCGUGUUGCUAAUCGGUUUUUGAAGAAGUCGUUUCAGUUGGGUAAACGGAGAUGACACCUGAAAAUGAUCACUUACAAAGAACUAAUCAUUGUCUUGACUGAUAGAUUUUUUUUUCAGACAAUAGAAACAAACCCUUUUGUCUAAUUACGGGAGUAAACUUGUGAUUUGGUUGGUUGAAAGUUGCUAGAUUUGGUCAAUGCUUUAGGCCAUGUAACUAAACUGUGAAUGACAAAAGUGAAUUGGAUAAACGACACAAACAAAAAGUGACAAUACAUUUUUAAUGAUCACUAACCUAAUAUUUUCUCUCUGUUUCAUUUUAAUUUUUGUUUUAAACUUUUGCACAUAAAUUUAAAAGAAAACAUUUAAUUUUAUAUAUUUUUAAAAUAAAAAUAUCAUAAUUAAUUUGUAUUAAAAAUUCUAAAACGAUAUUUAUUUUGAAAAAAAGUUUUGCUGUUAAAAUGAAAAAGAUAAAAAUAUUUGCCAAGUUUUGCAUAUGUAAAAGAUAGAUAUGAAAUAAAGCAUAAUACGUUAUAAGUAUGAAUAUUUAAUAUGUUGUUUAUACGGCUAAAAACAUAAUUCGAAAAUAUUAAUAUCCACACUGUUAUCAGUGUAAUCAACCACAAGGAUAAAAGGUAAUAUAACUCGUCAAACAAAAGAUGGAUAAAUAAUUUAUCAUCCAUCACUUCCUCUUCCCGUUCCCAAUACUGAGGAACUCUAGUGUAACGUCAGGAGGAAUUCUCGACGGUGCGGCCUUUGAGGAGGAAGGCG
Molecule: messenger RNA, 4624 nt
Organism: Brassica rapa (field mustard)
Lineage: Eukaryota; Viridiplantae; Streptophyta; Magnoliopsida; Brassicales; Brassicaceae
Product: protein unc-13 homolog
Source: RefSeq, a predicted model, not a curated record